Tauraco erythrolophus (red-crested turaco) is the source of this 1143-nucleotide messenger RNA. Lineage: Eukaryota; Metazoa; Chordata; Aves; Musophagiformes; Musophagidae. The record is from RefSeq and is a predicted model, not a curated record.
AUGGAGACCGGCUCCACGGAAGCCAGCAGCAGCUCCCAGGGAGGCACCGGCUGGCUGGACCUGACCCUGGUCACCUGCACUGAAACGGUGACUUUCACCGAAGUGGUGGCAGAAGAGGAGUGGGGAUCCUUUUACUAUUCUUUUAAGACAGAGCAGCUGGUGACUCUUUGGAUUCUCUUUAUUGUGACAAUUGCUGGAAAUGCCAUCGUGCUCUUCUCUACCUGGAGGAGAAAGCGGAAAUCUCGAAUGACCUUCUUCGUUACACAAUUGGCCAUCACAGAUUCAUUCACGGGACUCAUCAACAUCAUGACUGAGAUCAUCUGGCGCUACACUGGGGAUUUCAUGGCUCCUGACAUUGUUUGCAGAGUCGUUCGUUACUUUCAGGUGGUCCUUCUGUAUGCCUCGACAUACGUCCUCGUGUCCCUGAGCAUAGACCGCUAUCAUGCCAUAGUUUACCCGAUGAAGUUCUUGCAAGGAGAAAAACAGGCAAAAGUUCUUAUCGGAGUGGCCUGGAGCCUCUCUUUCCUGUUUUCCAUACCGACUCUGAUUAUUUUUGGGAAACGGCAGCUUUCCAACGGGGAAGUGCAGUGCUGGGCGCUCUGGCCUGAUGAUUCCUACUGGAUCCCCUACAUGACGGUGGUGGCUUUCCUGGUGUACUUCAUUCCUCUGAUCAUUAUCAGCCCAGCACUAGCAGUGAAAAGAAUAAACAUGUACAGAGGAGACAAAAAGGAAUUUAGCUGUGAAAAGAAACUAGAAAACUUUGAGGCUGGCUGUUACCGUGGAAAAACCUCUGCUGGCUACACCAGUCGUGGGUUCAUAUCCAGGGCGAAAGUGAAAGCCAUCAAGUACAGCAUCGUAAUUAUCCUCGCGUUUGUUCUCUGUUGGAGCCCAUACUUUCUUUUCGAUAUCUUGGACAACUUCAACAUACUCCCAGAGACCAAAGAGCGCUUCUACGCGUCCGUGAUCAUCCAGAACCUGCCAGCCCUGAACAGUGCCAUCAACCCCCUCAUCUACUGCCUCUUCAGCAACCGCCUCUGCCCCCCUUUCGAGGAAAGAAGAACACGACGGCUGGGUGGAACUUUCCGGGACAGGAGUGAUGCAGGGCAGGAGUUGCAGGUCCUGUCCAAACCAGAAUAUGUCUAG